GGGUGGCUGCAGCCGAGCAGCGGGUCAGCAGCCGAGGUGCACUUCAGUCGAUAUUCGUUCGCAUCGCCUUCCGAGGAUACACGUGCGAACCGAACACAGUCCAUUCACGAUUUGAACGCGCACUCAUUAAAAUGGAAUUGUCCAAGGACGAUAUUGAACGCGUGAACUUCAUCUGGAACAUCUAUGACAGCACCAAUGAAGGCGUUGACGCUUUCUACUUGGGAGAUCUGCUCCGUGCUUUGGAAAUGAACCCAACAUUGGCCACCAUCGAGAAGAUGGGUGGAACCAAAAAGAAGGGCGAAAAGAAAUUGAUGGUGGAAGAGUUCUACCCAAUUUACGCUCAAGUGAUCAAGGACAAGGACCAGGGAGUGUACGAAGAUUUCAUUGAGUGCUUGAAACUAUACGACAAAGCCGAAGACGGUCACAUGAUCGGUGGUGAACUGACACACAUCCUCCUCUCCUUGGGAGAGAAAUUGUCCGACGCGGAACUCGACGAAGUCGUCAAGGACUGCAUGGACCCUGAAGAUGAGGACGGUAUGAUCCCCUAUGUCCCGUUCGUUAAAAAAGUGAUGGUUCGUCUGAGGGAUAUGAAAUAAAUUCCAUUUUAAGCGUUUAACGUAAAAAAAAAAACAAAAAAAAACCAUAAAAAAAUUUUAACUACCCGGACCACUAUCUCGUUUCUGGCCAAAGUUUGCGGAAAGCCCGUACCGGCCGAUGACAACCCGUUCAACAAGUAAAAUCACACGCGCAUCGCUCCGACAAAAGCAAAUACACGUUAUUAUUUAUUUAUUAUUAUUAAUAUAAUUAUUAUUAUUAU
This is a messenger RNA of Myzus persicae (green peach aphid), 817 nucleotides long. RefSeq names its product myosin light chain alkali (gene Mlc1). Gene Ontology annotation, cellular component: muscle myosin complex. The coding region runs from base 132 to 596 and encodes 154 amino acids. NCBI's taxonomy places the organism in Eukaryota, Metazoa, Arthropoda, Insecta, Hemiptera, Aphididae. The transcript is spliced from 7 exons. The record is from RefSeq and is a predicted model, not a curated record.